Messenger RNA from Pelmatolapia mariae (spotted tilapia), 595 nucleotides. RefSeq names its product G2/M phase-specific E3 ubiquitin-protein ligase-like. Lineage: Eukaryota; Metazoa; Chordata; Actinopteri; Cichliformes; Cichlidae. Bases 2 to 595 code for a protein of 197 amino acids. Gene Ontology annotation, molecular function: ubiquitin-protein transferase activity. The record is from RefSeq and is a predicted model, not a curated record. The transcript has 5 exons.
AAUGGUCGCCGGAAUCGAGACUCGUUUCUUUGAAGGACCACCACACCAAAAAAGUCCACGCUAUUCCCUUACUGACUUUGACAGUGGACUCUUCAGGACUGUUGGUGAGAUUCUGGCCGUCAGUUUGGCACAAGGAGGUCCUGCCCCUACAUUUUUCAGCCAGUGGGCUUACAGUUACCUCUGCAAUGGGCAGAUCAACCCAACACAGCUGGAUAAAAAUACAGUGGCAGAUUCACAGUUGCGGUUACUGAUUGACCAGGUGGAAUCUUCAACUGAGCAGUCACUUCAGGGCCUUACUGAUGAGAUUUUAAACUGUGGAUUCACUGGAGCCAUCUCGGUUCAAAACAAGGAACCGAUUGUCCGAGCCAUUACACUUCAUGCUGUGCUUAGAUUGCAGCCAAUGUUGGAACAACUCAAGGAGGGUUUGCAGCUGUAUGGCCUCCACCUGCUGAUUAAGCAAUACCCAGAAAUCUGCCAGCCUCUCUUCGUCCUUGGGGGAGAUGUGAAAAAUCUGUGGCAAGAUCUGAAAACUGCUGUUCACAAACGCUGUCCAUCUAAUCUGACUGAGCUGGAGCAGUUUGGCAAAGAAGAAUGA